AUGUUUGGGGCUGCCACGGAGCGGACUGGCUUUCGAACGGCCCUGGCCGACAGUCGCGAGCUUUUACUACUUGGGCGCUUCAACGAGGCACUUUCUAUGCUCUCCUCGUUUGCUGAACGAGCUGAUCCUUCAGCGACCGAAGCCAUCUCUAUUGACCGCGGCAAGGCUCGCGUGCUCAUGACUCAAGGCUAUCCUCUGGACGUCCACCUUGCCUAUAUCGACAUUGUGGGCUGCGGCAAAACGCUGGAGUACGAGUCGGUGCUUGCACGCGCUGAAGAAGCGAUCAAAGACUUGACUGUCGCUGAGUUCGACGAGGGCCAGAUCGAGAUGCGAGGUCAUCUAGACAAGAUUGCAAUUGUCAAGCAGACUUUGACGUGCAAAGAGCAUAGUGAUUGCUUACCAGAUAUCCGCAAACGCCUCGACGCUCUCAUGCCUCAUCUCCGGGCCCUAGGUCGCUUUUAUGACAUUUGGGCAUUGUCCGCGCCAUAUCUGAGUUCCAAGACCAAGCAAGACGCAGUGAGUUGGCUAGAGGAUCUGCUGUCGGAGCCAGACUUGACGCCCUCCUUGUAUGGAUCGUUCAGUCUCGAGUUGGCCAAAAGAAGAGCAGAAAUCGAUUCGCAACAAGCUCUAAUUGAAUGCCUGUGUAAGGCCGACGCCGCUUUCGCAGAGUCUGGGCACGCAUUUGGUCGACUUGAGGUACAGAGACUACGUCUACAGCACAGUUAUGAAGAGGCGAGUGAUCCCCUGCAGGCGCUUGUGCGCAUCAUCGAGGAGAAUGUUAUGAUCGACUAUCCGAUAGGAGCGCUGCAAUCCGCCAUAUCGCCCUUGACCCUCGCAUUCAAGCGGGGCAAAUACGGCCUCUACAUUAAUCUCCAGGAAUGCUUCCACAAUAUUUGCAAAGAGACUGGGCUCAAGACAGAAGGUUUGCUUCUAGAAUUGCAACUACUCGCUGCUCUCAACGCGGGCACUGGACAUCAUGCCACAGUCCUGCAACUUGGUCGGAAUCUAUACUCUGAGUGCAAGUCUCUUCAGUACUGGACGAUGGCCUACCUUGCCGGUCGCGUCUGGUCAUUGGCGCUGACGAUGCGUGGUAGUAACGAGCAGGGCGUGAAAAUCAGUGAAGAGCUUUAUGAGAUGUGCCAUACACAGAAUUUGAAGGCUCGCUCGGAAGCAGCCUAUCAACUCGCUGUUGCUCGACAGUCCUUGAUUCGGCAGAACUCGCAGGACCGUAUUGUUGAUUGUCAGCAUCUGGUGGACUUUUUACUUCCGAUCGCUGAAUCCGACAUCGAGCAAGGCGAAAUCAGCUUGGCUUGCGAAAAGCUUAUACUUAUUGCAGGCCUCCAGUUCGAGACUGCCAGGCACUCAAAAGAUGACUUUGAGACAAUUGACCUGGCUGGCCGCAGUACUAUCGACAAAGUCAAGGUGCUGACAGGCCAGUGCCCCGUCCAUGAACGCCUGAUGUAUGAGGGCAACUGUGACGAGUUGCUCAUCACCCAAUUGUUGUUCAAGGGCAAAACCCGAUGCGACAACACUUUAGAACUCACGGCUUUGGAUAUCUGUACUAGGCUGAUCGCGGCGUACGAUCGGCAAGACAUGCAGUUUCACAGAGCGCUUAAAUAUCAAUUCCGUGGCCUCCUCCAUCAGCAAAUAUAUCAGAAGUCAAGCAAUCUACAGAGACAGGUAGACCAACUUGUCGCCGCGGAAGCAAAUAUUGGACAGGCUCUCGAUUUGUUGCAAGCUGCUGGGUCGUGGCAGAUGGCUCUCGAAGUAAGCCACUCACAUGCAAGGCUCCAUGUCGAAGCUUGGGACCUGGUGAAGAUCCCUGUUGAAGGUGUGAUGAACAGUCUCCGCCACUUCGAAUUAAUUGCGGAUCGUCAACGUCGAGAGCUGUCCAUUCUCGGAAGUCUUGACGCUCUGCUGCAUAAACAGACGUACUCGGCAACAAAACACCUUCAGGACCUGUACCGCUGGGCCAUAGCCAUCAACAGCCUUUCGGGCAUGUCUAAAGAACUGUUGGUGUGGAGCCAAAAACGUAAAGCCCGGAGUCUAAGCGAGAUGCUCGGUUUGGGCAUCAUAGUCCCUUCCGUAGUCAGGGAAGCACUGAAGGAUGAUCCUGCCAUGCCACAACUAUUGGAGGAGCUCGAGCGCUUACGGUUUGCGUUCGAGGAAGCUGCGGUGAACGAGAAAGCCUACAUCUUUCAACGUGUGGAGGACUGUGAACGAAAGGCUCGCGAAAAUGAGGUCUACAACAACUUCGCAAGUCUCCGAGACGGAGGCGUCACUGACAUCUCAGAUCUACGCCUUCUGAGUGAACCAGACGCAUCUGGCAACGAGCGCGCCGUUGUCUUCGUCGACUGGAUAACCAGAGACAAUAUCUUAUUCCUGGUGACUGCUAAUGCCAGCGCGCCCGAGACUACGUGCGAGAUGUGUCAACUGUCAAUUACAGUGUCAGCCGUGAAGGAAUGGACCACGGAACACUUUUCUACGCCAGACCAGCGAAGGGAGUGUCUGGAGCGUGACAGCCUACGGAAUCGAAGCAAACCAAUGCGUGUGCUUGACCCACUUAUAUCUCCUCUACUGCGGAUGAGCCGAGAAGGCGAUCUACUCUUACUCUCUCCAACAACCAUCCUUUCCACACUUCCUCUGCAUGCGCUUUGCAUCGACCCAACCACAGGGGCCCCUCUGAUCAAGAGAAACCCAGUCGUGUACGUCCACAGCCUCCCAAUUGCCAAAGUGUGCGCGGCUCGCGCGAAUAGUGCGGCCGGCAAAUUCGGUAAGCCGUUGUUCUUUGCAGUCUUCGACCAGGGUCGCGAGGCAGAUCUGAUCUACGAGCAAAGCGAACGUCUCGCAAGCAAGACAGCAGGACAAAGCUUUACUCAUCGCGCCGCAAGCAAAGAGACAUACAUGGCAAAGGUCAGCGAGGCCAGCUUGAUCCAUCACCAUCUGCACUGUGUCUUCAGUGCAGACAACGUACUGCAGCAGUCCAUCACUUUCCAUGCCGCAGUUCCGGACGACAAAGUACCUAGCUUGGCCGCAUCGAUGCCUUCCGCAACGGCUCCUGGAUCUGAAGACGCUCUUUCGUCGGUACAACAGGCUUUGGACAGGCUUGACGUCGAAGAAUACCUUCUGACAGGCACAGGACCAUUUACUUCAAGCCUGACGGUCGAGGAGCUCUUCAAGAUCAAUCUCAGGCGCUCUCCUCUAGUCGUUCUCAUCGCUUGUGAUUCUGCUUCUCAGGCUUUCCAGACCGAAGGAGACGAACCACUUGGCUUGAUUACCGGUUACCUGUGCGCUGGGGCCGCCUCCGUUAUUGGCGCAUUAUGGCCGAUUCCCAGUCAUGCUGGCCGUGAGUUUUCCGACGCAUUCUACGAUCAGCUGUUGCCAUCUCCAGGAGACAACAUGGAGGUUAUGGUCAAUCUCGCCGUGGCUCUGCAGGCGGCUGUGUUGACUAUUCGUGGCGAGAGCUCCACGUCGUCCACUUAUCAUUGGGGUGCGUUUUGCUUAUACGGUGCUUGGCUGUAUCAGCCGCCACGGGUCGAUGCUACGAAUGCUGCUUGA
Cyphellophora attinorum is the source of this 3558-nucleotide messenger RNA. RefSeq lists its product as uncharacterized. Bases 1 to 3558 code for a protein of 1185 amino acids. NCBI's taxonomy places the organism in Eukaryota, Fungi, Ascomycota, Eurotiomycetes, Chaetothyriales, Cyphellophoraceae. The transcript is spliced from 3 exons. The record is from RefSeq and is a predicted model, not a curated record.